AACGUCAACGUCAACGUCAACGUCAAUCCGAAUGGGUAUCAUUAUGGAGCACACGCUUAUCAACCAGGCUCGUUCCCAAACCAACCACACAACUCGCCGACGUUCCCCUCAAACCUCUCACCUUAUGCUCAACCGUUCGUACUCCCCUCAACCGGGGGUUACUCGUAUUCACAAACAGGUAUCCCCAUGUCCCUAACCGGUAUGGGAUCGUUGUUGAACACGCACCACCAGUUCCCAGGCUCAGGGUCCAUCGGGAUGGGUAUGGGAAUGGGCAUGUCGAUCAGUCCGCAAUACGGGACGCAUUGGGCACAUAGCGGGCUCGGACUGGGUACGACAGGAGGAGGGAUGGGGAUGAGUUUCGGACACAUGGGGUCUUACCUCGGAGCAUCAUCACGUGGAGGGCAGAACCAUAUGAACCACAUGCACAGCGCUCAAGGAGGUGGAGGGCUCGGGGUAGGGUCGAUAGGGGCCGAUCCGAAUUUGCAGAUCGGGCCGGGUCCGGCGGGGAGUUCGGUAAAUAGCGCGAUGAUGAUGCAGCACGGACAUGGGGGCGCUUGGGGCGUCGGAGGGGAGAGGAGUAGGGAGUUGGAGAAGCGGUAUGUGAGGGAUUUUACGUGUUGUGGGUUGAAAUUGGGAGGGUUGCAUGAUCUGCUCGAGCACUAUGAGGAAUGCCACGUACACCUCGCUCCGGAUCUGAGGAAACAGUCCAAGUCGAUCGACGCGGGUGCCAAUCCGGAGAACCUGAUCAUCCCGCAAAACCCGGCUAUCAACGCCAUUUCACGUACGGGCACGCCCUCGACGUCGUUCCCUACCGCCUCGCCGUUCUCGUCUCGACCUCAACCGGUACCGCCUUCGUCCUCGACUGCACCGAGCAUGACGACGAAACAGAGUAGUCCGACCGAGAGCGAUGCGCCAGGGACGCCGGGGAUGAUGGACAUCGAGAUGACCAUGGACGACGACGAUCCGACAGGGGUGGGGAUUGUUGGUGGUGCAGGGUCGGGCGGAAACAUGCCCAGCAUAUUACCACCAAGUUCGGCUCAAUGGACGGCGUUCCAGCAGGCUCAACAACCGCCACCGGGUGGGUUCCCGCAGUGCGUCGAGCCGAGCAAGUUGUCAUACGCUAUUCCAGGGGUUGGGGCGCAAUCCGGAUCGGCCUCGCAACCGGUCAGUAAACCUGGAACCCCUGUCGGUGGACUAAACGGCGUCAAUCUCGCUUUCAAUGGGGCUGGGACGGGAGCGAUCGGGAAGCCACCCAGGUUGGGUGGUUCGACGGUGCUUACUCCCGAACAAAAGGCUGAAAGGGCAGCGAGAAAGGCCGCUAAAAAGGAGGCUAGGCGGAUCGCCAAGGAGAAUGGAGAGCUGAGUAGCGAUGAUGGAAGGGACGCAGAGGGGUUCAAGAAGUAUCGAUGUCCCGUACCAGGUUGUAACAAGAGCUAUCGGCAGGCCAAUGGUCUCAAGUACCACGUCCAGCGAUCGAUCAAUUCGACUCAUGGACAUCUCGUCAAUGUGCCGCUGCUACCGCAUCCCCAUCAUCCGGAUACCAAGGCGCACGAAAAGACGGCGCCGGUCUGAGCGUUCCGCUCGGAACCAGGCCUGAUUCACAUUUAUCACCAAGUCUACCCAUCAUCUCCCUCACACCACACCUGCACCUCAGCUUCGCUUUCGCCGGCAUAUUCCAUUCUCAACAUCCACUUCAGGCAUACCGCUACGCGCCGUCAGGCAUCACCGAACAUCGUUGUAGAUGGACACUAUCUCUCGCGCUUUUUCCGGUCUGUGCUCUCGUAGUUCUGUUUCGGCUUCUAUCAGACUCGUCAGCUUUCGCUUGUACCAACUCUAUCGAUUUGUACAUGUCAUAGUUUGCAUUAUUCAUCGUGUUCAAGACGC
Messenger RNA from Filobasidium floriforme, 1884 nucleotides. RefSeq lists its product as uncharacterized. Bases 187 to 1572 code for a protein of 461 amino acids. The record is from RefSeq and is a predicted model, not a curated record. Gene Ontology annotation, cellular component: nucleus. NCBI's taxonomy places the organism in Eukaryota, Fungi, Basidiomycota, Tremellomycetes, Filobasidiales, Filobasidiaceae. The transcript has 3 exons.